CUGUAACAACCGGGGCCGGGGCGAAACGGGGAGAAAAGCGUCUUCUCGUUGGAAAAUCCUGCAACGAACUGGCACCAAAUUACACCAACGGGACCGCGUUAAAACGGGAGGACAACGAGAGGAAAGCACGCGACCCAACCCGGCCCGGGCACGCGGAGGAUAAGCGAACACAGAUGUCAGCGGAUUUGACCAUUUUCUCCCAAAUCAAAGACUCUGCCCCUAGUAAGAAGAAGACGCCGGCUUGUGCGUAAUAAUUAAACCAUUCUGGAAAUGUUGGAUACGAAUCGGUGCAUUAGAGGACUUUCUAACCUGCUGUCUGUCUUUUAAUAAACCAGGAAUGCAUCAUUUAUAUCAGCCGUGCAGGUCUUACGGGCUGUCAGUAGUACAUUUAAGCCAUUGUUGAGAAUAGAACAAUGACCUCAGAGCUUUGGUGACUUUACAACGCCUUUUACGCAUUGCAUUUUGACAAUCAGUGAAGCUUGGGUGCGCUUGGGUGCUGUCUAGUUGCUCGGAUCACAGUUAAAGUAUUUUUUGGCACGCACAAAACUGCUCCUAGGGCGUCGCAAGAUUCAUGACCAGCGCGUCUUGGCAAAAAGAAACGACCUUCUACUACGUCUCGCCUGGAAUAAGGGUCCCCUUCACUUCACCAGACAUAGUGUUUCCAUGGAGACAGGAGCGUCCCUCGGCCUGAAAAGACGAUAUGAAGAGGUGGACCAGGGCUCUCCGUUCUCGCUCACGCCAAAGGACUCAGACGAUGACAUCUCCAGCAGCGACAGUGCAGACAGCUGCGAUAGCCUCAACCCCCCAUCCAGUUCAUUCACACCCACAUCUAUUCUCAGACGACACAAACCAUCUCCGGGGGGUAAGAGAGUGAGGUUCGAUGUGGUGACGGUAUAUUACUUCCCCCGGAGGCAGGGCUUCACCAGCGUGCCCAGUCAGGGGGGCAGUUCUUUGGGCAUGGCUCGCCACCACUGCUCCAUCAGACACUACACUCUGGGCGAGUUCGCUCGAGAACAGGAGUCCAGCCACAGACACACCCUCCGCCAGCACCUACGACAGGAGAAGCUCAAUGCACGCAAGAUGAAGCUGACGCGUAAUGGCACAGUGGAGUGUGCCCAGGCGGACCUCCUGACGUUGGACGAUGUUUCAGACGAGGACCUGGACGUGGACGGUCUGGAGGUGGACGACUGCUUCUUCCUUCAGCCAUUGCCCACGAAGAGACGGCGCGCGCUGCUCCGAGCCUCGGGCAUUAACCGCAUCGAUGCACGGGAGAAGGCCGAGCUCCGUGCCCUUCGCCUGUCCCGAGAGGAGUGUGGGUGUGACUGCCGCCUCUACUGUGACCCGAGACAUUGUGGGUGCAGCCAGGCGGGGAUUAAGUGCCAGGUGGACCGCAUGUCUUUCCCGUGUGGCUGCUCCAGAGACGGCUGUGGCAACAUGGCUGGUCGUAUUGAGUUCAACCCUCUCCGCGUCCGCACACACUACCUGCAUACCAUCAUGAAACUGGACUCAGAACGAAGAAAAAUACACCUACAUCACGCAACCGAAGACCACUUUUCCCAAUCCCAACCCACCCUCACCCCUCUCCGCCCUGUAUCUCCAGACCAGUGCUCCUCAAUGUCAAGCGCAGACAGUGAACUACAACAACUGGAGGUUGAGGAAGCGGUAGAAAUUCAAGAUGUUUUGGAUGAGCGUGAUAUACUGGAGCGAGAAAACGAGACCGCUGUGCUACAUCUGCAAAGUGCCGAGGAGCAGGAGAGGAGGAAGAGAGAGGAGCUAGAGGGCGCUAUAGAGCAGGAAUUAACAAGACAAGCGGAGGUAGCGUCCAUGGAGGAGGUGCUAUUGCAAGGUCCUUUUCCUACAGGCGCUACUGUCCUCUGCAUCACCGAAAAUCAAGAAGAAACACCGUAUAACAAGGAAGAAUUGCUGUACUACCAACUUAGUCCUAUAGAAGCAGGUGCGUUCGAGACCCUUCCGCAAGAAGAGGAGGGGUGCGUACUCACGGGGCAAAAUCUGGGGCAAAUUCAACAAGAAGACGUAAAAACAGCCGAGGAGGUGAAUUCCUUCCAAAAUACAAUUAGCACAAAACAGGAUAUAGAAGAUCUUAAAUGUAUUGAGAAUUGUAGACCACCAAGCCCUCAGCUUAGCCCACCUUUAAACCAGUGCCAAGAUCAUACCCGCUUGGACCAAGAAGUUUACUAGCAUUUCAGCAUAUGUUUGCACAAUAGCUUAAUCUAUGAUGAAUUAAUAUCACCUUUUCAACAUUCAUUACAGCUUUGACAAUAAUAGGCUGCGAUCUCCAUAGCGACUUGUGAAUUCAGUGAAAUAUAUGACGUAACAUGGGAGCGCGCAUUGGCAAAACAGUAGAAAUGUUUGUUAUUUUGUUCGUGUUGAAGAAUGCAGCCUUAUUAUUUCAGAAAAGAGAUUAAGCAAAACAAAGAUUAAGAAAAAAGCAAAAAAAACAUAAAAAAAAAAAAAAGGCGGAAACCCAUUUGAACUUGAAUGCUGACGCAAGCCUUUGGUCAAGAGAUGAAAAGAACUCUACACAAACUGUCUCAUUCCCAUUGAAACGUCUGGCGUCUGGCGGCUGUCGUCGAACCAAAUCAAGUGAAAGUAUCCUCCGCUGAACAUAGACCUUAUAAUCCUGGAAAUACUUGUUUUUCGUGUACUGUAUUCGCAUUAUGUGAGACUGACAAAUGUGUUUUUAUUUUAUUUUGUGUAUGCACAUCGAGAGGACUGGUGUGGCUCUACUGGGCAUGAAAUAGGGCUGCAAGAUAUUCAGUAACUAUCGCUGAAUUGUGAGAUCACGUUUGCGUUAUUUUAUCGUUGACACAGUAAGAUCGCGUGA
Messenger RNA from Periophthalmus magnuspinnatus, 2845 nucleotides. It is a transcript of the gene csrnp2, whose product is annotated as cysteine-serine-rich nuclear protein 2. Gene Ontology annotation, molecular function: DNA-binding transcription factor activity, RNA polymerase II-specific; sequence-specific DNA binding. Gene Ontology annotation, cellular component: nucleus. Gene Ontology annotation, biological process: regulation of transcription by RNA polymerase II. The transcript has 5 exons. NCBI's taxonomy places the organism in Eukaryota, Metazoa, Chordata, Actinopteri, Gobiiformes, Gobiidae. The coding region runs from base 664 to 2199 and encodes 511 amino acids. The record is from RefSeq and is a predicted model, not a curated record.